UCGUUCAGAGCUCUGAUCACCUUGGACCUGCUUACCGACACACAUUGAAACGGAGAAGAGACUGUUUAGCGGUUAGGAAACAGUGUUGUAGGUGCUUCAGGUUAUUGUUGUAACGGGGCGGCGGCGCUUUGUUUUGGGAUUUUUCUGCUGCACGUCGUCUGUUUUAGCCUGGAGCUGGGAGCUCAAUAAAGUGUGUGCGACACUGGCCAGAUUUCAUCUUUUGUCAUUUUAGUCUAACGUGUCCUGUUGACUGUUCAAAAAUGCCCCUUGACUCCUCGAUGAUGGAAAAUGUUGUCACAACAUUGACUUCUAUCUGAGGCAUUUUGAGUUGAGCUGCAGUUAUUAUUUGCCAUCCAGCUGUUUAUAAGAAAUAUCAGAGAGAUAAAUCACCCCGAACAUACUGGCAGGAAUCAUGGGGAGUGUGUUCCUGCCAGCAAAUUCAGCCCAUUCGGUGCUGAGGCGGCUGAGGAGGGCCAACUUCCUGUUGGAGGAGAUGAAGCUUGGGAACAUUCAGAGGGAAUGCCGUGAGGAGGUGUGCACCUACGAGGAGGCCCGGGAAGCUUUCGAGAACGACGAGAAGACGAAGCGAUUCUGGGAGGAAUAUGUCCGGGAAAGCAGUCCACCCGGUGGUUUGGACUCCAUGGUCGGCGGGGCCCAAUCUCUCUACCUGAUCGUGCCGCUGCUGCUGGUCGGGCUUAUCGUCAUCGCCGUCGCCAUCACUGCCUGGCGCUGCCACUCCCGCAAGCGCUCGCAGCGCAGCCCGGGCCUGGGGCACUCGCAUCAUAACCACGUCCUGUCGGUGGUCUCCAUGGACCAGUGGGGGAGGGACUACCAUCAUGGUGACCAGUCAGAACUCAGCAUCCACAGCAGCCCGGCCUAUCCAGGCUCCGAGAUCACGCUGGGGAGAGGAAGCGCAGGAGAUCCGCCGCCGUCAUAUGAAGAGGCCGUGGGCCACACAGAUGUCCAGAUAGAGACAGAGCCGCCUCCUCAGUAUGAAGACAUAGUGAACUCCAGCUCCGGUAGAAUCAGCGGUGGUCAAAGGAAGUGAACACGUCUCAAACUAAAGCCCUGACCUACGUGAAGACCAUGUUAUUGUUUAGCAGUGUUUCUACUGUGGUAUCACCAGCCUUCAACAUUCAACACGCAGCAAGCACACACAUUUCAGUGGACUGAUGCAAACUUUACCGGUGCCAGUUCCGUUGAAAUUUGCACUAACCUUUUCAUCAUCGAGGUGAAGUAAUGCAUAAGGGAUUAAGUGAUACUGUAAUGCCAAAACCAAACAACACCUCAUGUGAAGGAUGAAAGGGUUUUAUUGCUAUAAUUCAGACCAGCGAAUAAUGAGGGUUGGAUUGAUGCUUCUCAGAGGAUCAGUGCCAAACUAUUGAGACUUAAGCAGGCAAAAAUACAUUAUUUCAACUUUUCUUUUCCUUCGUAUCUAGAUAUCUGUUUUUUGUCCAAACACAUACAGAGCCAGACAUGUGAGAGGACUUGAGAGAGGACUUGAGAGAGGACUUGAGAGAGGACUUGAGAGAGGACUUGAGAGAGGACUUGGACCUUGUGUUGGGUUACGCGAUCUUGGUUAAUGCAAUAAGCCCUGGUAAAGAUGUGUAAAAAGCUUUAAAUGCACAUUUCAUUCCAGCACAAUAACCUAGCAAUACAAGAUUGAGAAAAAUUUAACAUUUAAUUUGAGUAUAUUUAUUCAGUGUGAAAAAAAGUUAAGAGAUAAUUAUUAUCAUAACCUCUGAUUGCACAGCUAGUGGUACCUCUGGUGCCAGUAUAAAUCACAAACAUCAAAUAAAACACAUAUAUAGAAAACACAAGGAAAUUACCUAAAUAAAAUUUUGAAAAUGUGCUAAUUUUUAAAAGAGAUACCAGAGUCCAAAAAUGCUUAAGGAUAGAGCCCCUCAGGGACCUGGCAGGGAAAUAGGGAGAUAAGCCAGUGCUUGUCCAUGUAAUAUUCUUACAGUAAAAAGGAGGAACUUUAAAGUCGAUGGCAAGCCACUUUAACUGGUAAAACUGUUGAGUGAGAUGUGUAUGUAAAAAUCUUAGCAGUUGGUUGAUGGGGUAAUAAUCUUCUACCACAUACACGCUUGGAGCACACAGAGGGAGAAAUGUGAAACGGACCCACAGAUUCCCAGACUGUCCACCGUUAGGAAUGGUGUGUAAAAGAAUGUGCAGAAUGUGUGUCGAAGCUCUGACGUGCUUUACUUCAAACCUACCCUUAUUGUUUUUGGGUUUUUGUUUUUUUUUUGCCAAAAAAAAACCUUAAUCUCAGUCUUAUCUGAUCUAAGCUCCUGGUAAAAUCCCAAAAGCAACUAGCAAUAUACACACUGUUACAUAAGACAGGGAAAUUCUUGUGUCAGUGAAGGUAAGAAGUCCAGUUUUACUUUAGGUUCUGUAGUGUCCUUGAUGACUUGGUACCAACAGGAGUGUUUAUGACAGGAAAGGCAUUGUUUUUGGCAUCGCUCUCAACCAGUUUACAUGUAAAUAGACUCUAGUAAUUGUUAUGGAGACUGACAACCCUAACGUGUCCCUCUUUGCUCCACUUCUCUAACUGUAAAUUUUACCAAGACAAUAAAUAUGGGUCUCCCAUAAGCUUAGUUGCCAGUUACAAAAGGUAAUGGGUCUCUGCGUCAAAUUAUGUUUUUAUCCCAGAGAAAUAGGUAUGGAUUACCAAUUAGGAACCCCCUCAUUUAACGUAAAAUGCUUCACUUACAGUUUUCUAUUGAUUUUAAUACGAGUAAAUGUUUCCCCCCUCUGCUAAAUGGUUUGAUUUAAUUGUUAGAUUCUUCUUAAUAUUUCAGUGUUACAUUGUGCUACUGCAUUGACUAGCAAUAAUUAUUGUAUGACUUUUUACACAACUUUGCCAGGGAUGCAUAGAAAUGUGUCUGUGACUGUGCUUUAAGGUUUUUCUCUCUCAUUCAGUUUCCAGGCUGUUGAACUGUGCAGUUAUUUGUCUAAGGGAAGGAAAGCAACGACGUAAAAGUCAGAAGUUUUUCCCAACUUUUAUCUUCUGAAACUCUUCUGGUGGCUUUUCUGCUUGUGCUGACUGUAAAUGAGAAGCAGCCCGUCACAUUUUGUAAUAGAUAAUUAUAGACCCUAAUACAAAGAAGAAGUUAACACUUCAAAAUACUUUACACCGUACCAACAGCACUCCGAUUUCUUGCUCUAAUGUAGGUUGAAAUGGUUUAUUUUUUCCAGCAAAUGCACUAAUCCAACCUUAAAAAUAUGUUGAAGACUGGAACAUAAAAAGGAGGAAGUAAAGUGGGAAUCACAUUACUUAUAAUCUUGGUAAUGCAUGAACCUGGCCUUUUCAGGUCAUAAACAUCUCUGCGCUGUUUGUUGACAGUCAGGCCUCACUAACCCUCAUUAACCUGUGGGUUUCUGCUCAAGAGGAAGAAAUAUGGGCAAAAGAAAUGAGAUUCUGGAGCUGUCAGGAAAUUAAAUGUAAGAAAAGAGUUUGUACCAAGUGUCACUAUAACUAAACUCCACGUUUAGCAUGUGUAAUCACCUCUACAUACUGUAUAUGUGUAUAGAAUAUGUCUGAAAGUUAAAUAAGAUUGAUUUUGUUUAUGCAUAGGAGUUCAUUAAGUGCGUUGAUACUAAUGUGAUUGUACUACAGUAAGCAGUGAGGCUAACAGGAAGUGUCUAUGCUUAACAAGAAGUGUUUAAUGAAAGGUAGGAAAGUUCUAAUUCAACAAGCCGAUGUUACUCUAGGUGCUUCUGAUCUAUAUGCAAUAUUUCCUAAACGAUAAGCACUCUAAAAACCAAAUGUACCCGUCUAACCUUCAUUGGCAAAAAUAAAUGUCGCUGACCUUUCCACACGGCGCACACCUUAAGCACUAAAUAUCGUUGUACUUGUAUGUGAGUUGACCUGUAAACCUUGGCAUUUGCUCUGACACUGGACUGCGCUGGUAGUCACUUUGGUUACAUAAGUUAGUGUACCGAUACUUCCACAGAGCUGUUUUUUACAACGCCUUAUUAAACAAAAUGUUAUAUAAAAUUAAACACAAGGGAAGUUGUUAUAAAUUCUUGUCUUGUGAAAAGCUUGAUAUUAAUUUUUAAUAAAAAAAAUGAUUAAAAGA
This is a messenger RNA of Poecilia latipinna (sailfin molly), 4085 nucleotides long. RefSeq names its product proline rich Gla (G-carboxyglutamic acid) 1 (gene prrg1). Gene Ontology annotation, cellular component: extracellular region. Bases 413 to 1048 code for a protein of 211 amino acids. Gene Ontology annotation, molecular function: calcium ion binding. NCBI's taxonomy places the organism in Eukaryota, Metazoa, Chordata, Actinopteri, Cyprinodontiformes, Poeciliidae. The record is from RefSeq and is a predicted model, not a curated record. The transcript has 4 exons.